Ostertagia ostertagi is the source of this 5769-nucleotide messenger RNA. The record is from the annotation of a GenBank genome assembly. Lineage: Eukaryota; Metazoa; Nematoda; Chromadorea; Rhabditida; Trichostrongylidae.
AUGCAUUUAGCGCUUCUGGUUGCGGUGCUCGCCGUGGCGAGUAUCUUGACCAAUGGUCAACAACACACGGAAGAUCGUUGUAAGGAUCGCUCGUGUUAUCCGAUCACGGGAAAUCUUCUGAUCGGACGAAAACAUCGCCUCAAAUCCUCGUCCACCUGUGGGACGAGGGGCAGAGAACGGAUGCAUUUAGCGCUUCUGGUUGCGGUGCUCGCCGUGGCGAGUAUCUUGACCAAUGGUCAACAACACACGGAAGAUCGUUGUAAGGAUCGCUCGUGUUAUCCGAUCACGGGAAAUCUUCUGAUCGGACGAAAACAUCGCCUCAAAUCCUCGUCCACCUGUGGGACGAGGGGCAGAGAACGAUUCUGCAUUGUUUCUCACUUGGAAGAGCAAACGAAGUGUUUCUACUGUGAUUCACGUACUGAAUGGAGACCGUACAGGGAGCCGUACAGAUUGAGUCACAGAAUCGAAAAUGUCGUGUCCGAUGGCUACGAAGACAAAAAUCGGAACUGGUGGCAAUCAGAAAACGGAAUACAGAACGUCACGGUGCAACUUGACCUCGAGGCUGAGUUCCACUUCACCCAUCUCAUAAUGACGUUCAAAUCGUUCCGACCCGCUGCGAUGAUUAUUGAAAGAUCUGCUGACUUUGGAAAAACCUGGCAGGUAUAUCGAUACUUUGCAUACGACUGUGCAGGAACAUUCCCUGGAAUUCCUGAAGGGCCACCGAAAAAGCAUACAGAUGUUAUUUGUACUCGAGCUUAUUCCGAUGUUGCUCCUUCAACUGGAGGAGAGUUAUUUCUCCCUCAUAUCGCAACAGAAAACCCUUAUGCUGAUGAAAUCGCUAAUCUGCUUAAAAUAACUAACCUUCGAUUCAAUUUCACGAAGUUACAUACACUUGGAGACGAUCUUUUGGAUUACAGGCCAGAAAUUGAGGAAAAAUACUAUUACGCUAUUUACGAAAUUGUGGUCCGCGGAUCCUGUUCGUGCUAUGGGCAUGCUUCGCGUUGUAUUCCCAUCGAGAACAACAACGAUCCAGCUUUGUCUCGAGCUGAUAUUGUACACGGUCGUUGUGAGUGCAUGCAUAAUACGGAAGGUCUCAAUUGUGAAAAGUGUCGCGACUUUUACAAUGACCUACCAUGGCGGCCUGCUAUUGGAGAAGAUACAAAUGAGUGCAGAAGGUGUGAAUGCAAUGGGCAUGCUGCCCGGUGCCAUUUUGAUCGAGCAGGUUCCAAUCGGGAGGAGUUUGCGAUGACUGCCAACAUAACACACAGGGGAAGAACUGUGAGCAGUGCAAAGCCAUUCUUUUAUCGAGAUCCGCAACGCCCUAUAACUGAUCCAUACGUUUGCCUUCCUUGCAACUGUGACAAGGCAGGAUCGCAAGAUGACGGGAUUUGUGAGGGUGAGGAAGAUGCAGAGCGUGGUCUUGUUGCUGGCAAGUGUUACUGCAAGCCGAACGUAGAUGGGCCACGAUGUGAUCGAUGUAAAAACGGGUUUUGGAAUCUGCAAGCAUCUAAUCCUGACGGAUGCACUGCGUGUUCUUGCCACCUUCUUGGAACGUAUAACAAUGAGGGAUGCGAUAAAAUGACGGGUCACUGCACCUGCAAACGUCUUGUCAUUGGAGAAAAUUGCGACCAAUGCUUGCCCGAACACUAUGGACUGUCCGAAGAUGUGGAUGGAUGUAAAGCAUGUGACUGCGACAUCGGAGGAUCACUGAACAAUCAUUGCGAUCUCGUGACGGGACAGUGUCUUUGCAGAGAAGGAUUCAGUGGAAGGAGGUGUGACACUGCGGAUUCGAGCUACUAUUGUGCCAACAUUGAUCAUUUCACCUACGAUGCGGAGAAUGCAGCGCUCACAAACGCUGAGAUUGAGGAGAGAGAAACUCCUCCAAGAGAGACUCCAAUGACCUGGACUGGUCCAGGAUUUGUGAGGGCUAACGAAAGAAGCGCGAUCAGUUUCAGAGUGGGCAAUCUUCAAGUCAGUCAGAAAUACAACAUAAUACUGCGAUACGAUGCGGGCAGGGAUCCAGUAGGAUGGGAAAAUGUUCAAAUCACUGUAGUUCGCCCGACUGAGCCUGAUGGAGAAUGUAAAUACAGUGAUCCAUCGGAUGAUUUCCUCAUCGCUCGUCUCCAUCCAGGUGGUCGUUAUGUAGAAGUGCAUCCUGCCGUAUGUCUGGAAGCAAAUGUGGAGUAUGAAAUACGCGUGCAAUUUGGAGAAAAGCGCACCGGUGUGCAGGACCGUGGCGCAUCGGUGCUCAUAGAUUCGUUAGUGCUGGCACCACCAACGGACUCCUUGCUUAUCUUCCAAGGAUCCGAUCGUGCGCUGCAGCACAAAACAGAAUAUGAUCGUUACCAGUGCAGAAAUCUUGUUCUUUCCCUCACUCCACAUGAAAUGUUAAGCGAGACUUGUGAGAGAUACAUUUGUCCUGUUGCUGCAGCAGUACUUAACCGCACCAGUUCAUGCGACUGUGAUCCCACUGGUUCCGUUUCCGGAAUUUGUAGUGUUAAGGGAGGCCAGUGUGAAUGUAAACCAAACGUCAUAGGAAGAAGGUGUAACCAGUGUGCCGUAGGUACAUAUGGCUUUGGAAGGUCAGGCUGUACAGAAUGUGCUUGUGAUUCUGUUGGAUCACUUCAUAAUCGUUGUGACCAGCAGAGUGGACAGUGCGUGUGUCGAGAAAAAGGCAUAUAUGGUCGACAGUGUAAUCAGUGCCAGCCAGGAUUCUGGAGCUUCCCGGAUUGCAGGGUAUGCCAAUGCAAUGACCAUGCAAAUAUCUGUGACCAACAAACUGGUGCAUGUAUAGAGUGUCGUGACCUUACAGCUGGUCACUAUUGCGACCGCUGCCAGGACGGAUACUACGGAGAUCCGCGACUUGGAGUAGGACUUCCUUGCAAGCCAUGUCCAUGCCCAGGCGGUCCAACCAGUGGCUUCCAACAUGCAGAUACAUGUUAUUUACAGCGAACAAAUAACACCCAAGAUGUGGUUUGCAAUUGUCGAUCUGGCUACACUGGAGAGCGUUGCGCUGAAUGCGCGAUGAACUAUUGGGGAAAUCCAACGGAAGUAGGCGGUUCAUGUGAAAGAUGUGAUUGUAACGGCAACAUUGACAUGACAGUAGAAGGCAGUUGUGACUCGUCCACUGGUGAAUGUCUGAAAUGUCUGCAUAACACUGAAGGUGCUAUGUGUGAGAACUGUGUUGAUGGAUUCUACGGUGAUGCCAAGCUUAAGAGCUGUCAAAGAUGUGUGUGCAACAAUCUCGGUUCCAACACAACUGCUGGAACAUGCGACCGAGUGACCGGACAGUGCCCUUGUUAUCCAAAUGUUAUCGGAAUGCAAUGCGAUCAAUGCGCAGAGAACCACUAUGACCUCAGCAGUGGCCAGGGAUGUGCGGCAUGUAACUGCGACCCUAACGGCGUUGCACUCGAUGCGCAUGGAUCUCCUGAGCUUCAAUGCAAUCAGUUUGAUGGAAGAUGUCGUUGCAAAAUUGGACGAGGAGGUCGAACCUGCUCUGAAUGUGAGGAUUACUUUUGGGGUGAUCCAACAACAGCAGAGGGUUGCAAGAGAUGUGAAUGUAACCCCACCGGCUCUGCUAGCCAACAGUGUCACCGUAACAAUGGUACAUGUGUCUGCCUCCCUGGAUCUGGAGGUGAUCUCUGCGACCAGUGUGCACGAGGCUAUACUGGAACGUGGCCUUUCUGUCAACCGUGUGGUGAAUGCUUCCAUCAGUGGGAUUCCAUCAUACAAGAUCUGAAGACACAAGUGGAUAGGCUCAUUGACACAGCGGCCAAUAUCGAGGAUACUGGUGUUGCAUCCGCUUAUGAUGAGGAGUUUGAAAAGAUGGAGGCAACGUUGGAGGAGACGAAGAAAAAGCUCUCAGACGCCAACAUCAGUAAGGAGCAUAUAGAACAACUAGAGAGCGAGGUUGCUAAACUCAAGAAAGAGGUUGGUGCCGCUCGUGAAAAGUUGGAUGGCAUCGAAGCACGCGUUUCAAACGCGACGCAGGCCGUAGAUUUUGCCCAAGAAGAUCUCAAAAAACUGCAGUCAGAUGCUGAGCGUCUCACUGAAGCCGCAGAUGAUCUACGGGAGAGGACCAACAAGAUUAAGGAGGCCGAUGUACAGGGUGCAUACAACAUAACCAAAGAAUCAGCGGCUCGCUCGCUGGGUGCUCAAAGGCGAACUGAUGCAGCAAUCGGUAAGCUAGCGGAAGCAGAAAGCGAAGCACGAGAUGCAGAGGCUCUGCUUGAAAAGAAUCGUGAUGACUUUGAUAAGCAGUACGCAGAAAACGAAGCUGCUCUAGCUGAGAGUGAGAAGAGGUUACACAUGUUGGAAGCUGCCCUACCAACUUUGAACGCGGAAGUGUGUGGAGCUGCGUCUGCGCCCUGUGAUGCACUUUGUGGCGGCCCCGGAUCUUGCGGAUUCUGUGGUGGUCAGUCGUGUUUGGAAGGAGCUGUUAGCAAAGCAGACCAAGCAAAAAGCUUUUCUCUUGAAGCUGAUCUUAAAUUAAAUGAAAAGCAAAAAGAGGCGGAAGAGGUGUUAACACUUGUCCGGGACGUGCUUCAUUCGACAGCAGCCGCCAAGAAGGACGCCUUAGCCGCAUUAGAAGUCGCACGAAAUGCUGCCCAGCAAACGAACUCAUCCCGUGCUGAAUUGGAUCAAAUUGUUGACCAAAUGAACACGUUUUUGAAAAGUUCAAGAAGUUCACCGGAGCAGAUAAGAGCUCUAGCGGAGGAAGUGCUCGCGAAAAAGAUCAGCCUCACCCCUGAGCAAGUGGCCGAUUUGACCGCAAAGAUCCGCGACUCUCUUACAAAAAUCAGUAAUAUUGGUGCAAUACUCGCAGAGACCCGUGGCAACAAGACACUGGCUACUAAUCUUGAGGCUAAAGCAUUGGAAGCAAGCUCGCGAGCUGCCACCAUUAAAAAUACUACUGAUACGGUGAGGGAAGCUAUUCAAGUUGCCGAAGAAGCACAACUUGCUGCCACCGAAGCAAUUCGAUCUGCUGAGGAAGUAAUGAAACUUGCAAGAGAACAUCUUGAUGCAGCGAAAUCGGAAGCUGAUGCUACGGAAGCUCGUGCUAAAGAGGUCAACACCAGCCUCUCCUCACUUGAAGGUGAAAUGAAGAAGGUGAAGGUGCAAUAUCUUCAAAUUGCCGACGAUGCGAAAAAUGCCUUCCAUCUGGUUGACAAAGCUUUGGAAGCGGCGAAAACUGCUGAGCACGGAAACAAGCAAAUGACGACGGAUAUUGAGGAAGCUAAACGACUUUUGUCUGAAAGAACUCAAGGGAACGAAGCUCCACAAAAACGAGCCGAAGCGUUGCGACAGAGAGCUUCCAAGCUCCUCUACAAAGCACAGCGAAGUAGUGAUGACAUCAACGUGUUGACGAAGGAUGCUUCGGAUGUGCGGCUUGACGAUUACCAAAGAACUUUGGAUGAAUUGAAUUCCCGUCUGGAACAGGUCACUAAGGAUAUACACGCUAGUACAGAGUUUUUCGCAAAUUGCGAUUCGAUGCGGAUUUCACGUUCCGUAUUUUCGACCGUUCGUACUCUUCUGGCUGGACAGAAAGCAACGGCCUUUGUUGAUACCGUAACUAGUCGUCUGGCAGCUCAUCGCUCUGGAACUGCAGUGGGCGGAGAACAGUCAUCAGAUGCAGAGCUGCGAACAAUGGCCGAAGAAGAGCGACAAGCCAUCGAAGCAUCUUUGGCUUCUGCAGAGCAAGAUCUGGUGGACUCUAUUGUACCUGUCACCGAGAUAGACGUACUGCGGAAAUGUCAAAUUGAAUUCACU